GGAUUGACAGAUCCAUAGGCCUACAUGUUAUUAUUAUCGUUAUUAUCACUUUGCGGUAUUUAUACCUCUCCAGGAUCGUAUAACUACAAUAUAUUUGACAUGUAUAUUGUUGUUAUAUGAAUACUAUAGGCCUGGAUCAUAAACUGCAUUGCAGCUUAGUUAAAUGUUUUUAUGUAAUUCUAUCAUGAGUAGCCUAUCUAUUGCAUAACUAUGCGUACAGGACUUCACUGCAGUGGCAAUAGUGCUGCUUAGAGUAGUGUACAACCUGACGUGUCUGAUAAAAGGUGAUAGUUUGACAAGAAAUAGCCGUUUUAAGGCAAGGGCAAAUAUGCGAAAGAUUUAACUACCUUCCCUGUGUUUUGAAUUGGCGCAUCAACAACAGACGUGGUACUGUCAACUCGGUUAAUCUGGAUUAGAGUUUCGCUCUGCAGCCAGGACUCUAAUAAUCAGAUUAUUCAGCAGUCGUUUGGCACUUCUUGAAGGGGAAGCAGAGCAGGCUAGUACGGCUUCACAUGUCUUCGGUGUCUACGCAGAGUGGUGUGAUGAAGAGGAUUCGUUUUUAUCCCCGAAAGUCUAUGAAUGGGAGACCAGAUGCUACUAAAUAUGAUGUAGCCUGCAUGUCGUUUAGUAAAACACGAUAAACCGCUCACGGAUUCAACCCAAGAAAAGUUAAAUUACGAUUUCUGUAGACCAGCUCUUGGUAGGCUAUGUGGUGGAUCGCUGUGCAACAUUCAUUCAGAGUACAGCGCUUUCCGCAGUGCAUUACUGUCGCCGCAACAGACUUCCGAGCUCGACGGCUGCGAUUGGACUUCUUUUGACAGACCUGUCAAUCAAAUAGAAGAAUUACAUGUUGUUCUUCCUUAGACCAACUCAUACAAUUCAAGGGUUCAGGCUGUAAACCUUGCCGAAUGACUAUGACCUGUGGCCAUCUGUUGGUGGAUAUGUGUCCUUAGCCUGAACAGGGAGGCACUUAAUGUGACAAGAUGGAGGAGAGCGAACUCAUUUUUAGCCUUAACCGACAGGACGAGGGCCCAAUGGUGGCCUUCUCCAAAGACAAAGCUGGGUCUAGGCCAGAUCCAAGCCUGGGAUUUGAGUUGGGUCUGGACCUGGGCCAGCGGCGCCACUCCAAGACCUUCCAUGUUCCCCUUUCCCCCUCUUCCCCAGGCUCUCUGGCAGACCUGUCAGCAUGCUCAGCCAGGCCCUUCUCUAGCACUAGCUUGGUGAAAUCCUCGUCAACUGAACUGGAUUCCAAAGAGACCGGCUCCAUCAGACCCAAACCUCUCCUCAGCUUGGUCAAAUCCCUCUCGACCGAGAUCUCCCGCCAUGGCGAGCCAGAGGUCAACCUCUCCAAGUCAGACUCCAAGCUCCAUAUGCACCCCUGGAAACAGCUAACUCAGCCCAAGCUUCCGGAGGCCACUUCUGGAGCAGGGGCAGCGAGUAAGGAGGAUGCCUGGACUGACCUCUCACCGACAGAGCCCCGGGGGAGCUCCCUGAUUGCUGAGUUUGAGGACACACGUAGGAAAUUCUCAGAGGCCAUGCAGGACCCCCUCAGCAUGCUGAAUAAAAUCAUGGGGGAGGAGAGCUCAGGGAGUCCCAAACAGAGAAGGUGUGCUGGGGCAGGGGACUCACCUAGCCCCCUGGCCUGUGCAGGAGGUGGGAGUGGGACUCCCUUGAACAGUGAGGACGGUAGUCUACACACUCAAGGUCCCAGGUGCCGGAAGAAGACAGAGAAGGAGGUGAGGAGCGUGUGUGAAACACCCCUGAGGACACCCAAAACAGCGGCUCUUUCCCCAGAAAACCCCCACCGAGGACACACACGCACACCGAGCAGGGACAGCCACUUUGAGAUCUGCACCUAUGGGGAUGUGAUUGAGGUGGUGGAGGUUCAGGGGGGAUCCGAGGAGGCCGACGUCCAUGGGAGUUCCCAUCCGGUCAGGGUUCCUGGGGCUUCUGUGCCCCGUGGAUGGCUCUUCCUGGUGGGUCUGCUGGCUUACGGCUUCUUUGUGCUCCCCUUGCCGUCCUACAUCACAGGACUGUCUCUUGGGCUGGCCUGUGGCUUUAUGCUGGGGCUCCUGGUAGUGCUGGUGCUGACCCCUCGACAGUCAGCGUGGUCCCCCAGGAGCCAGGCAGAGGCAGGAGCUCGUGAACAUCACAACCUGCCCUCCAUCCCCCUAUCUGGGGCAAAGAGGGACACUGAGGUCCUGGAGGGCUGGAUGAACGAGAUACAUGCCUAUGACCCAGAGACCUACCACCCAUCACUCACCCACUCGGUGUAUGCCACCCUGGACGGCAGCCGGCUGCACCUAGCGUACCCACGCACCAACAUACCCCGGCAGGCAACCUUUGAAGAGCACUCCCACGAGGCCGUGUUUGUACGCUCACGCACCUACCAGCUGGCGGACUGCAAGGUCUCUCUACUGCCCCCUGUCCUUGCGCGAAAAAGAGUUUGGAACAAGAAAUAUCCCAUCUGCAUCAUACUGGCAGAUGGAGAGGUGGAGGAAGUGAGCCUGAUAGAGGGACAGGAGGAGGAGGAGAGGACGGACAAACAGACGUUACCAGACACACUCUCUGACUUGCCCGUCACCCUUUACCUGUUUGGCCGUACAGGAAGAGAGAAAGAGGAGUGGUUCCAGCACUUCCUAUCUGCCUCCAGGCCUGAAUUCAAAAGUUGCCAGAGUAUAGAGGGCUCCAAAUCUGCUAUGAGCAGUAAAGGCUCUAUCUCUGGGAGUACUGAGGACCUGGUCCCUCCAACGGGCCUACGGGAUCUGGCAGGGGGCAUUAAAGAGAGGGUCCUGUUGGACUACAGCUCCUACAUGACAAGUCUCAUUGGCUCAGAGAGCAGCAGUCCAACCCGCAGCCCCUGCCACAGCGACCACGGUAGCCCCACAGUCCUCAAGAGAAUCCCCAGUGAAGAGGCUUCUGCUGGGGGCAGCUCUGCAGAGGGCCAGACUGCCUGGGUCAACUCCCUGGUGGGCCGCAUCUUUUGGGACUUCCUCAGGGAAAAGUACUGGGCUGACCAGGUGGCCCACAAGAUCCAGAAAAAACUCAGCAAGAUCAGGUUGCCGUACUUCAUGAAUGAGUUGACCUUGGCUGACUUGGACAUGGGCAUCUGCAUGCCCCAGGUACUCAGCACUUCCAAGCCAUCGCUGGACCACCGAGGCCUGUGGCUGGAGUUGGAGGUGGUGUAUGCAGGCUGCCUGCAGAUGACCCUGGAGACUAAGAUGAACCUGUGUAAGUUGGGCAAGGAGAGCGGGGCAGAGGCCCACAGAAUCCCAGAGGCCCGCCAAGUAGGUUCCAAACCCAGGCUGUGUGUGUUGGCUGAUAGCGAUGAGGAGUCCUCCAGUGCUGGGUCAUCUGACGAGGAGGAUCUACCUCCAUCGGAGCCUCAAGGAACCCCGGGAGAAAAAGGCACACCACCAUUGGCUGAUGGACAUGGGGGUAGCACCAGUAGAAAGAUCCUGAGGUUCAUGGACAAGAUUGCCAAGUCCAAGUAUUUCCAGAAGGCCACGGAGAAUGAGUACAUAAAAAAGAAGAUUGCAGAAGUUUCAAACAUGCCACUGAUGCUGACUGUAGAAGUUCUGGAGCUCUCUGGAACCUUGGCUGUCAACAUACCACCGCCCCCUACAGACAGAAUAUGGUACAGUUUUCGCGUGCCCCCCAGGUUGGACCUGCGUGUACGCCCCAUGCUGGGAGAGAGGGAGGUCACCUUCACACACGUCACAGAAUGGAUUGAGAGAAAGCUCACAUGUGAAUUCCAGAAAGUGUUUGUGAUGCCCAACAUGGACGACCUCUACCUCCCCCUAAUGACCUCUGGCUUGGACAACCCCCCGCCAUUCCAACACUCCCCUGCCCUCUCUUCGCACCAUUCUUCAGACGAGUCCCAGGAGUUUGUUUCAGAGUAGCAUCACACAAUGUCCGGGAAUGGAACUGCAAUAUCCUCCCCUAACGUGGGUCCAGCAUGGGUUCACUGAUAGUGGAUUCUUCAGCAAAUGUGGCCCGACGUUGCCAGGACAGUUAGUUGGGACUCUGUUACAGGGUUGAGGAAGUGUGUAUGUACUGUGUAGCAAAGCAUGCAGACACAGGCCAGAGUAGCAUGGCUCAACUCUGAGAACGAGAGGCAUGAUGGACGUCGCUUGCCAUGUUGUUAUAGCACCCCCUACUGCUUCAGAGGAGGGAACUGACACUAGUUAAAUGAACUGGGAGCUGGGAUGCUUCUCUUCUGACUGUGUAUUCUAGUUCAUAACGGGUUUCCUCUCUGGUAGUGGAUUUGAGUAGCAGGACUCUGUCUGGUACAAGGGGCUUACUGCUCUGUUCUAAUGGCACAUUCAUGCUGACGAUAAGACCAACAUUUUUCAAAGAUGUUUGAAUGCAAGAAGAAAUGGUGUCCCCAGGAGGACUACUGCCCCUCUGCAUUUGUUAUCUUUAACUUCCUUUUCUUCCAUUCUCUUUUCUUAUUCUCUACCCCCCCCCCACCACCUCCCCUCCCCUACCCAGCCACCCCUCACCUUGCCAGUAUUGACUUUCAGUCUGCAUGGAUUCCUUUGUACAGUUUAAUUGCUCUUAAUUCUUAAGACAAUAAAGAAUGUAUCCGUUUAAAGUGUUUUUAUUCAGUGUGUUGUGAGAUAGAGCAAAUUACUUAAACCUAGAAAAGCAAAUGUAUU
Molecule: messenger RNA, 4661 nt
Organism: Osmerus eperlanus (European smelt)
Lineage: Eukaryota; Metazoa; Chordata; Actinopteri; Osmeriformes; Osmeridae
Product: testis-expressed protein 2-like
Exons: 12
Coding region: 984-3902 (972 amino acids)
Cellular component (GO): endoplasmic reticulum
Molecular function (GO): lipid binding
Source: RefSeq, a predicted model, not a curated record